Cornus florida is the source of this 1398-nucleotide messenger RNA. Its product is annotated as protein EXORDIUM-like 7. Lineage: Eukaryota; Viridiplantae; Streptophyta; Magnoliopsida; Cornales; Cornaceae. The transcript has a single exon. The record is from RefSeq and is a predicted model, not a curated record. Bases 108 to 1112 code for a protein of 334 amino acids.
UCUCUCUCUCUCUCUCUCUCUCUCCAUAGCUUCAGCUACUUCAACUUAUAUAAGAAAUUAACUGUUAUAACACACUAGGACACAACACUAAGAGCAAUAGUCACAAAAUGCAGAAGCUGUAUUUUCCUCUCCUCUUUCUAUUUCUUUCUUGUUUCUCUUCUCUGUCUCUUUCAUUUGACCAAAGCCAGCGAUUCAACCAAGCCAACAACUAUGAAGGCUCUUCUGACCUUGUGGACCUUCAAUACCACAUGGGUCCAGUCCUAGCAGCUCCAAUCAACCUCUACAUAAUAUGGUAUGGCCAUUGGAACCCAACCCAUCAAGCCACCAUAAGAGACUUCCUCUAUUCCCUCUCUUCUUCAGCCUCUUUCCCUUCUGUUGCUGACUGGUGGCGAACCGUCCGGUUCUACACUGACCAGACAGGCUCAAACAUCACUGGCAGCAUUGCCCUGUCUGGGGAGUUUUAUGACACAACUUACUCCCAUGGAAGGUACCUCAGUCGCUUAACCAUCCAAUCAAUAAUCAAAACCGCGACCACUUCUUACCCGCGAGCUCUGCCUCUCAAUUACCGCAAUGGCCUGUACUUAGUACUGACCUCGUCCGAUGUUCAGGUCCAGGACUUCUGCAGGGCAGUGUGUGGGUUCCACUACUUCACUUUCCCAGCCAUUGUUGGUGUCACUGUGCCAUAUGCAUGGGUUGGUUAUAGUGGCACUCAGUGCCCGGGCAUGUGUGCUUAUCCAUUUGCGUGGCCAAAGUACUCAGGGAAGCCACCACCAGGCACAAAUGGAGCCAGCAACAUAAUGGGCGCACCAAAUGGGGAUGCUGGUGUCGACGGCAUGAUCAGCGUGAUCGCCCACGAGCUGGCAGAGGUGUCGAGUAACCCACUCGUGAACGCGUGGUACGCGGGGGAUGACCCGACUGCGCCCACCGAGAUAGCUGAUUUGUGUAUGGGUGUGUAUGGGUCCGGCGGGGGUGGUGGGUAUGUGGGUGGAGUGUACAAGGACCACUGGGGAGAUGGGUAUAAUGUUAAUGGAGUGAAGGGGAGGAGGUUCCUUGUGCAAUGGGUGUGGAGUCCUGUAAAGAGAAGAUGCUUUGGUCCCAAUGCAAUGGACUAGUUCAAUACUUGUGCCUUGGACAUCUAAGUAGGCAAGAUGAGAUGCUAAAAGACAUGGCAAUCAAAUGGACAUAAAUGAUCAGUUCAGGGCUCAGAGGAAAUAACCUCCAAACUAUGUAAGUAUUAUGGUUUUUCAGAGAGUUCAUGCUUGGUUUGUUAAAUUUCUAGCUGAUUUCUAUUUUGCAACGAGGGGUUGAAACAUUGAUAGUCAUGCUUGACCAAGCACAAAAUCUAUGUAAAAUUUGAAUCUCUCUGUAUUAGGUGUAAUGAAUCAUAUAAAUUUGGUA